Messenger RNA from Bubalus bubalis (water buffalo), 5103 nucleotides. It is a transcript of the gene METTL15, whose product is annotated as methyltransferase like 15. Gene Ontology annotation, biological process: rRNA base methylation. Gene Ontology annotation, molecular function: rRNA (cytosine-N4-)-methyltransferase activity. The record is from RefSeq and is a predicted model, not a curated record. NCBI's taxonomy places the organism in Eukaryota, Metazoa, Chordata, Mammalia, Artiodactyla, Bovidae. The transcript is spliced from 7 exons. The coding region runs from base 410 to 1633 and encodes 407 amino acids.
GGCUGCAGCUGCAGGUGGGAGGCAGACACCUGGGAUCUUCAGGAAGCCUUCAGACCGUGGGCACGGGCCCGGUUCCUGGGUUCAGGGUGUGAGUGAGACGAGUGCGGGCAGGGCUUGGUCAUGCCCUCUGCUAGGGGGAGAGGCGGAGCCUGUGGGAACACCUUUUGGAGCCCGAGCGCCUGCGGGACCAUAUGGCAGCUGGGGACUGGAAGCAACGGAACCAAAGGCAGACGGUCCUCGGUUGCUGGGGCGGACGUGGGCCCAAUCUGUCCGUUCCCGCAAGUUUCCCCCAGGGCUGGGACCUGGGCGAGCGGCAAAUUCAGAUUUUCCCGGAUCAUAGUGUUCGUCGCGGGCCCGAGUUGGAGGCUAACUGAGAAGUCUUCGUUCCUCAGAUUUGUUGAUCUACAGAAUGCUUCGAUACCCAUAUUUUUGUAGAAUCCAUAAAAAUUUUCUUUCAUGCUGGUUGGAAUCUGGCAUAUUUAAUUUGGGUGUCUGGCCAAAAAAAAUACAUGCUACAGCAGAAAGAUAUAAUGAAUAUGAAGCCCAGGAGGAAACAGAUCAAACUGGAGUUCAGGAGUUACACAGAUCUCAAGAUAGAGAUUCUGGAGUGAUGACUAAGUUACAUAUUCCAGUGAUGGUGGAUGAAGUUGUUCGUUGUUUGGCACCACAGAAAGGGCAGGUUUUCCUAGAUAUGACAUUUGGUUCAGGAGGACACACAAGAGCCAUUCUACAGAAGGAGCCAGAUAUUACUCUGUAUGCAUUAGACAGAGACCCAACAGCAUAUGCAAUAGCUGAACAGCUUUCAGAAUUGUACCCUAAACAGAUCCGAGCCAUCCUAGGCCAGUUCAGCCAGGCAGAAGCCUUACUAAUGAAAGCUGGAGUACAGCCAGGGACUUUGGAUGGAGUUCUUUUGGAUCUUGGGUGUUCCUCCAUGCAACUUGAUACCCCUGAAAGAGGUUUUUCCCUUCGGAAGGACGGCCCCUUGGACAUGAGAAUGGAUGGUGACAGGUACCCUGAUAUGCCCACUGCAGCGGAUGUUGUGAACGCGUUAGAUCAACAGGCACUUGCGUCCAUCCUGAGAGCAUACGGAGAGGAGAAGCACGCCAAGAAAAUCGCUUCAGCGAUCGUUCAGGCACGCGGCCUCUACCCCAUCACCAGAACCCAGCAGCUUGCCAGCAUUGUUGCAGGUGCAUUUCCUCCCUCUGCUCUUUAUGCACGAAAAGAUUUGCUACAGCGAUCUACCCACAUUGCUACAAAGACUUUUCAAGCUUUUCGCAUAUUUGUGAACAAUGAGCUCAAUGAACUUUACACAGGACUGAAGACAGCUCAGAAGUUUCUGAGACCUGGUGGUCACCUCGUUGCCCUCUCCUUCCAUUCACUGGAGGAUCGCAUCAUCAAACGAUUCCUGCUUGGGAUAAGCAUGACAGAAAGGUUUAACCUAAGUGCUAGACAGAAGGUGAUACAAAAAUCACAAUUGGAUUCAGAUCAGGAAAACAAGGAAGGCGUGUCUACGGGAAAGGCCCCUGUAAUGUGGAAAUUGAUGCACAAGAAGGUACUUACUCCAGAAGAUCAAGAUGUGCAGGAUAACCCCAGAGGGCGCUCUGCCAAGCUUAGAGCAGCCAUCAAAUUAUGAGAAAGUUUUCAUCAUCUAAUCCUUCAAGAUUUUCCUCACAGUUUCUCAUGUGAUAUUCCUGGACAGCCUAAUGUAAGAAAGUGUGGGAUAUAUAAAGGUAUAUAACUAUAUAUGUGUGGAGCUAGCAGGUAUUUAGCUCUUUUUUUACCUCAAAAAGAAAAUGUAAAAAAUAAUAACAUGAUGUAGAAAGCUCAAUUCAAGGAGCAGCAGUACCUCAAAACUGGAAAAGUAUGUUUAUCUUAGCAAUAUAUUUGACUUUUGAAAUGGUUAAAUUCUGGUUAAAUCCUUUCUUUAACCAGGAAAUUUUUUAAAAGAAGAGGAGAAUAUGUGUAUGUAAAAUCAAGUUGUCAAAAGAGAGAUUAUAAUUAUAUCUGCAUGCCCAAAUUUCUGAAUUUAGAUAUUCAGAUUUGCAACAGACUAUGAUUCAAAUAGUUAAUAAUGAUCAUGAAAUUUAUUUUAAUUUUUCUCCUUGGGAAUAACUUUCUCAAAUACAGGUAUUACUAUUUUAAAAAUGUGUUACACUGAUAAAUUUAAAUACUGAAUUAUAGUGUCAUUGUUUUAAAGAGAUUUUUCAAGAGAUUUUUCAGUAUGAUAUGUGCCAUGUUUUCAUAUAUUGCAAACUAAAAAUGUAGAAUUGCUCUAAUAGCCUUCACAGAGGACGUUUCAUAAAACUUACAUUUGAAUUCAAUUGUGUUUAUUAUAGUAAUAGCCCAGAGUGCUUUUGAUAAAUAGUAAAAUCUCUUAUCAUUUGAAUCCUGCAUUUUUAAACUGAGCUAUUCAAAAUAGUCAAAGUCUAUUGAAACGGAAAAGUUUAUCAUCUAUUCCAGAUACUAAAAUCAAUGUGCUCUUAAUGUUCUUAUUUACAGAGUUCACAUGGUAAAGGAUUCUUUAACAAAUUGUUGAAAAUAAUUCAUAAUUCACAUUACUUUUUAUAUGUAAGUAUGCAUUUCUGAUUUAUUCAGUUAUGAUGCAAGUACUGAAAUAGGCAAAGAAACAAAAGUGAGUAAAAUACACUCACUUAUAGUCUAGCAAAGAAGAGCGAUGGUAGUUAACUAAUCACUAAAAUUAAUAUAAAAUCGUCGAAGUGGUAAGGGCUAUAUAGAUGUAGUAUGCUGUGCUGUGCUGUGUUUAGUCACUCAGUCAUAUCCAACUCUUUGCAACCCCAUGGACUGUAGUGUACCAGGCUCCAUAAAAUACCAUAAAUACAUCCAAUAGCAGUGAAAUCCCAUGACUGACAACAUGGUACUUGAUUUAUGACUCAAAGAAUGAAUAAGAGAUAAUUAGCUAUAGGAUACAUGGGCAUGUUGAUUAAAGGUACAUGUCAAUGAUUGUUUUCUUAAGUAGUUCCCCUUGAAGUCAUAUUUAUACUAUAAUUUGCUCAGUAAACUAUUUAUUCAAAUACAGGGAAAAUUCAUUUUAUCAAUUAUGAUUACAGAACCUAAGUUGGCGAAUCCAGUGAAUAAACUAUCAACAUAAUUAGAUGGGUGAAAGAUAAGAAUUAAAAACUUACAUUUAUCUUACUUUAUCUACCUCUGUCAUAGUUAACUUUAUUUCCCAAGUUUGUUUACCACUUUUAAUUUAAAGACUGCUCAAACCUGAGGAUGUCCCAGGUGGCACAGUGGUAAAGAAUCACCUGCCAACACAGGAGACACAAGAGACAUGGGUUUGACCCCUGGGGUCAGGAAGAUUCCCCUGUAGUAGGAAAUGGCAACUCCCUCCAGUAUUCUUGCCUGGGAAAUGCCAUGGACAGAGGACCCUGGCGGGCUACAGUCCAGGAGAUUGCAAAGAGCUGGACAUGACUAAGAAGCUGAGUACACACGCACAUUCAAAUCUGAAGAAUUCAGCAGGGAAAUCAGAAUAAGAAAAUAUUCUAGGCAGCAAUGUGCCCAUGUUAGAAAUGAAUGUACCUAGCUUAAUCCUCUGAAUCCUUCCUAAAGAAUUUUGUAAGUUCCUCUUUGUAUGUAAGUCAUAUUUGUGAAUGAGAAUGAUUCCCAAAGGUAGGUACCCAUCUGAGUAUGUGAUUAGAAUACAAAAGAUUGCAUGUAAUACUCAAGAAUGAUUCACCUAUGUCAUCAAUCAUGUUUGGAUGUUAUAUAACACAGGAAUUUUUUCAUUAAUGUUAACUGGAAACUGCCUGCACUGACUGGGUUGGAUGACAUCCUUCCAAAAUUCAUGUCCUUUCCAAAACCUCAUAGUAUGACCUUAUUUGGAAAUUCGGCUAUUACAGAUGUUAGCAGUUAAGACGUAAUACUGAAGCAGAGAAGGCCCUUAACCCCAUAUGUCUGUGUCCUUAUCAGAAGAGAAGAAAUACAGAGACACAGGGGAGAAUGCCACAUGAAGACAAAGGCAGAGACUGAAGUGAUGUAUCUACAAGCCAGGGGACACCAAGAAUUGCUGACAACCAUAAGAAGCUAGGAGAGAAGCAUGGAGUAGAUUGUCCCUCAGGAACUUUAGUAGGUAUUAAUAACUGCUGAAACCUUGGUUUCGGACUUCCAACCUCCAGAACAGUUAGAGAAUAAAUUUCUGCUAUUUUCUGCUGGCCAAUCUGUGGUGGUUUAUUAUGGCAGCCUUAAGAAACUGGUGCUCUGACCAAAAAAAAAAAAAAAAAUCUUGAAUAACAUGCAUUAAAAAAAUCCUGCAUCAAUAAAUACAAAAUCGGCUUCAAAAUAUUGUAGUAUAAAAACACAUUAUCUAUUUUUUAUAAUUAGGCUGUUUGCGACAAUCAUUCUUACCUUCCUCUUAGUUGUAGGAUGAAUAAUCAAAUACAUGAAUGAGUUUCAAAUGAUUAACAAUGGAGAAUGAUUUUGGGGAAUUUAACUAGUACAUAUAGAAAAUAAAAACAGAUUAUUAAAAUGAAUGUACAUUGCUUUUCCAAUAAAAUAUAAAUUAUAUAAAACAAGCAGUUGUUUUGCAUAUCUGAAUCUUUCUAUUGACUGCCUCUGCCAGUCAUAUUAUAUAACAUAGAUCCCAUUAUGUAGGACAUCAGUUCUUAACAGUUUUAAUAAUUUCUCAUUAAGAAAUGAAAUUUAGUAACUACAUAUGAUUUUUAGUUGAUACUCCUAUUUCAUAUGUUCAUUUUGUUUUGACAAUUGUAUGUUGGUUAUUAUGUAAUCUUUGAAAUUUCUAGGGUAAUUUGGGGGAAGACACUAAUAGUAUCAAUUUUUUUCUAUUUCAUGUAAUAUGUGAUAUAUGGUUUGUGCUUAAAUUCAUUUAUAUUGAGCUAUUUAUUAUAUUACAACCAAUAGUUUAUAAGAAAAUACAGUAUGCCUCACUAGGUUUUUGAGGUUAACUAAAACCUCUUAAAAUUCGCUUGUAAAUAUUUGAAAAUCAUAUUUUAUUUAGUCUUUGCAGAGUGUUACAUAUUUUCAGAGGUUUAUAAAAUUCUUUCCAAUUUUUGUUUUUAAAUAAGCAGAAAUAAUAAUUUAUACUGUAGAAUUUUUAAUAAAAUCUAAACUUCAUUUGAAAUCUUA